Messenger RNA from Pelagomonas calceolata, 1317 nucleotides. The record is from the annotation of a GenBank genome assembly. NCBI's taxonomy places the organism in Eukaryota, Pelagophyceae, Pelagomonadales, Pelagomonadaceae.
AUGCAGUCCGACGGCGAUGCGGCCGGCAGCGAUGCGGCCAGCAGAGUAGACCAGGCAGACAGUGUGCCCUGGGCCCGCGUCACAGCCUGCGCUGGCGUGUACACCGCGCCGACGGCAUUAGUGGUGGCACCAGCGCUGGCCGAUGCGCGCGUGCUGGCUGCGACGGGCUGGGCGCCGGGCGCAUUGACGCUGGCGUCGGGACUCAUGUUCGUCGCGAGCGCGCCGGGCGCCAUCGUCGGCUCAAGUGCAGCUGACCGCUUCGGCCGGCGGCCCGUCGCCUUCUGGACGACCCUCGGCUGCGGCAUUUGCAUCGCCGUCGGUGCCGCGGCGCCACGACAGGGUGCUCUGCUCUACGUCGCCAUGCGCGUGAUAGGUGGCGCGGUCAGCGGUGGCACGGCGCCGACGGCGUUCUCGUGGGCGAUGGAGUUGACUCCCCACAAAGCGCGCACGCGCGCGACCACGGCGAUGAACGUGCUGUGGGUGCUGGGCCCGCUCCUCAUCGCGGCGUGGCACGUCGUGACAAGGCGCCUGUCCUGGCGCGUCGAAGCUCUGGGCCUCGCGGCGUUUCCGCUCGUCGCCGCGGCCGUCGCGCGUGUAUCCGUACCGGAGUCGCCGGAAUUCCUCGCGACGCGCGCGGCGCCGCCGCCGCAGCGCGAGCCCGAAGUCUACGGGAUCGUGGGACACCUCGACCCCGACGUCGCCGCUGCCGACGCCGUCGCGCCGGCCGAGCCGCUCGAGGCGCCGCGCUCGCGCUCGCCCCUCGCGCGAUUGUGGCACGAGCAUCGGCGGCCGCUCGUGCCGCUGAUCCUCAGCUGGGCCUGCGUGUCGGCGUCGUAUUACGGCCUGGCCUACUCGGCGGGCGCGCUGUCGAAGCGCGUCGUGCUGAACUUCGUGCUGCUGAACGUCGCGGACGUGCCGGGAUACUUCGCCGCGGGCUACCUCACGAAGCUCGGAGGUACGGAGCCCGUGAUGGUCCUGUUCUCUUGUCUAGCGGGCGUGAGCCUCGUGCUCGUCGCCCUAAAAGCGCCGGCGGGCGUGGGCAUCUUCGGGAAAUUCUGCACGGCGGGAAUGUUUCAGCAGAUCUACGCGAUGACGACGGAGCGCUUCCCCGCCGAGGUCCGGGCCACGGCGUUUGGCGUGUGCCGCGUCGCGGCUAUGUUGGCGACCUUCUUCGCACCACCGCUCGCGAGGACCGCGGAGAGCGACGCCGCCGCCUUCCUCGUUUUCGCAUUGAUGGCAGGCGUAGUAGCUGUCUGUGCGCUCGUGCUCCGGCCGCGACGGGCGAGUAGCUCCCCGGGCGGUGGGGGGGGCUAUUAG